ACUCAACUCACAGGCAGGACAUAGAGAGAGAGACCCAGUGAAGACCUUUGAAGAAGUGAAGCGACAACUGAAGACUUCAGAAGACUAUCACCAUGGUGACAUUGACCAUCAUUCUGCUUGUCAGCACAGCUUUUGUUCUGGGAGACACCCAUGUUCCCAUAGAUGGCAUCUUCCACCUCAAGACCCCAUGUGAGCUUGCUAGAGAUGCCGCGACACAUGGCCCAAUUGGAGGCUUCAUCCCCACUUGUGACUACAAUGGACAAUACACCCCUGAGCAAUGUUGGGGCUCUACAGGUUACUGUUGGUGUGUGAACAGUUCUGGACAGAAGAUCCCGGAUGUGGACGUAGAUGAAAAGCGUUGGAACGAAGACGUUGAAGACUUGACAGUUGUCUUUGCUGUACUACAGGAACUAAUUCACUUUACAUACAAAUAAAAUGAAUCCAGAGA
Messenger RNA from Oncorhynchus keta (chum salmon), 448 nucleotides. RefSeq names its product equistatin-like. The record is from RefSeq and is a predicted model, not a curated record. The transcript has 5 exons. The coding region runs from base 93 to 434 and encodes 113 amino acids. NCBI's taxonomy places the organism in Eukaryota, Metazoa, Chordata, Actinopteri, Salmoniformes, Salmonidae.